This is a messenger RNA of Hordeum vulgare subsp. vulgare (domesticated barley), 896 nucleotides long. RefSeq lists its product as uncharacterized. The coding region runs from base 31 to 285 and encodes 84 amino acids. The transcript has 3 exons. NCBI's taxonomy places the organism in Eukaryota, Viridiplantae, Streptophyta, Magnoliopsida, Poales, Poaceae. The record is from RefSeq and is a predicted model, not a curated record.
CCCAUCGCUCGGAGGCGGCGGAGGUUCACCAUGUCGGCCGGGAGCGAGCGCUCGUACGCGACCCCGGCGGCGGUCCUGGCGGGCUUGUCGCGCGGAUCAGGUCCGUCCGUCUCCGGCGGCGGCGCCGCCGGCAGCGGGAGGAGCCAGGCGGAGGGCGGGACGAGGAGGAAGCCCCCGUUCCCCCUUGCGGCGGACGACACCAAGCCCGUCCUCCGCGACCCGAUCUCGCGGUCCGACCCCGUGGAGACGGAGCAGGCCGUGCUGCGGCUGCCGCCCUUCCCCUGAAGUCCGGCCGAUUCGUGAUGGAUGUCCAGUAGCUGUUGGUCUCCGGUUACAGGAACUGGUGGUGUUGCCGGUUGAUGACGAGUGCGAGGCCGUCGUGGUUUUUAAGGAAGAGGUUGUAGCAGUCAAGAAGCAGGGGGAAGCUCGUCAAGUAAGAUGGUUUUUAAGGAAGAGGUUGUAGCAGUCAAGCAGUAGGGGGAAGCUCGUCAAGUAAGAUGGAACUUGUAUCUUCCUGACGUCCACGCGUAGUGUCAUGAACAACAUCAACCAUCACAGAGACGUCUGUGUUCGAAGUGAUUUGGAUGGGCAUGCAUCACCAGAGUCAGGUUCAUUUCAACAGCACCGCACCCUGACCUCCCAGGCUGAUUUGGGCCACCAGCUGUGCAUUACUUAUUACUUAUAAGCAACACCAAUUUCUAACUAAUGUAUUUGCGGCAGGCAACUUCAUGUAUUAACUGUGUAAUGUUACUCUAUAUCUCCCUCACCUGAUCAGGACGACUGCCGUGUGGGACUCACUGCUAACUAAAUUUACACUGCAAGUCAAUGUAUAGAGCUAUGACUUACAUGGGCUUCGUAUUUCUCUAUAAAAAGCAGCAGGAUAUUUCACCUUCCGA